GAAACAGUCACAGAUCAGCUGAAACACGGAGACAAACAUGAAGAGCCUCACACUCCUGAUCUUCUGCUGCGUGAUAGCUGCAUGUCUGAGCGCAGGUCUUCCUGACACUAAAUCAGUGAGUCCUGCAGAAUCUCCCAGUGAUGAUGGUGUGGGAACAGCACCUGCAGACCUGACUGUGACUCAGCUGGAGAGUCUGAGGGAAGUGUGUGAAGCAAACCUGGCCUGUGAGCACAUGAUGGACGUGUCCGGCAUCAUCGCGGCCUACACUGCGUACUACGGGCCCAUUCCCUACUAGAGCACCUACCCUAACCCGCGUCAAAGCGCAUUAUAAGCAUCUGUCAAAAAUGAUAAAAAAACAUAAGCAGAGGAGUUGCUGAAGCCAUACCAGAUCAUAAUAAAGAAAGAAAUCAAAUA
Messenger RNA from Sinocyclocheilus rhinocerous, 414 nucleotides. It is a transcript of the gene bglap, whose product is annotated as bone gamma-carboxyglutamate (gla) protein. Gene Ontology annotation, molecular function: hydroxyapatite binding; structural constituent of bone; calcium ion binding. Gene Ontology annotation, biological process: osteoblast differentiation; regulation of cellular response to insulin stimulus; bone development. Gene Ontology annotation, cellular component: extracellular region. NCBI's taxonomy places the organism in Eukaryota, Metazoa, Chordata, Actinopteri, Cypriniformes, Cyprinidae. The transcript has 5 exons. The record is from RefSeq and is a predicted model, not a curated record. The coding region runs from base 38 to 295 and encodes 85 amino acids.